Molecule: messenger RNA, 2288 nt
Organism: Medicago truncatula (barrel medic)
Lineage: Eukaryota; Viridiplantae; Streptophyta; Magnoliopsida; Fabales; Fabaceae
Product: programmed cell death protein 2
Exons: 11
Coding region: 711-1964 (417 amino acids)
Cellular component (GO): cytoplasm
Source: RefSeq, a predicted model, not a curated record
CACCGUCUGUAUUUUUUUACUUGUUCUUUCUGAUCAAAGGUUAAUGCAUUAUUGUUAUCAUCGCCCUGCUAUCUGAAUAAUUUUUGUAAAGAAGCUGCCAUUUUCAAUUGAAUCUCAUUCAUUUAAACCCGAUUAAGAUUUGUCCCAAGAAAAACCAAUAUUAUUGAGAUAUUAAAUUGACAAUUUAAUAUUACAUGUUUUCUUCAUCUCUUCUUCAAAGGAUCUUCAUCAUCUUCACCAAUUUUUCUUGCUCAAAGUUGAAAUCUAAAAAAUCACAGCAACAAGAAAAUGUACAGAUCUGAAAAAUCACCACAAAAAUAGGACCAUAAUAUUUGCGAUUGGAUUCACGGUGACAGAUAAACAAACUCGGAGUAGGACAGAGAUUACUGAACUGUAUAAAAUAUGGUGGAGGAAGAAGCAGAGAAGAGGAACAAUAAGAAAGAUGCAGAGAAGAAAAGCUGAGCAUUUUGUAACAUUGAACCAUGAAACAUUUCAUUUUCAUUAGAAUCAUUUUCUUUUAAUUUUGUGUUUUAAUAGUAUGCAAUUGGAUUAGGAUUGUGACAACUUUUAUUAUCACAAUAGAUCAUGACUGCCAACUGGAGAUUAAUCUAAGGGGUGAGAAUAGUGAAGACACUGUAGACAAAGGGCAUGAGAUGAUCCCAAAACCUUAUAAACCCUAAUCCUGCCGCGUCGUUCGCGUCUCUAAAAAGAUGGACAUUGAUGCUGCAAUUGGAGAUUCUGUGAACAAGCUCAAGGAAAUUCGAAUGGAAAAUGAUGAAUUUGUAGAUGAAGAUGAUGAUGAUAAUGAUAAUGAUAAUGAUUUUGAUGAUUCUGAUUCUGAUGAUGAAGAUGAACCUAUCACUCUUGGUUUCCUUGAAAAACCCAAAAAUCCACUCAAUCUUUCCCGUCAUUUUUUCCCUAGCAAAGCUGGUGGACUCCCGGCUUGGCUGGACCCUCUGAAUAUACCAGCAGGGAAGUCUUCAGUUUGUGACUUUUGUGGAGACCCUUUACAUUUUGUGCUUCAGGUUUAUGCACCAGUUGUUGAGAAGGAAAGCACAUUUCACCGGAUGCUCUUUGUUUUCAUGUGUCCUUCCAUGACAUGUCUUCUCAGAGAUCAGCACGAGCAAUGGAAACGCAAUCCAGAGAGACCAAGCAGAAGUGUGAAGGUUUUCCGUUGCCAGUUACCUCGCAUUAAUCCUUUUUACUCGAGUGAAUGCCCCAAAUAUGAUGGUAGCGACAAACCUACCGGCACUGGAGCUGCUCUAUGUGAUUGGUGUGGUACCUGGAAAGGAGACAAGCUCUGCAGUAGUUGCAAACAAGUGCGGUAUUGCUCUGAGAAACACCAGACCAUGAGUUGGCGUGCGGAGCAUAAUAUUGCUUGCCAGCAAAUAAAAGUUUCUUUACCUGUUUGUGGACCCAACAAAAAUGGAACCACCUCAUUGGAGUCUUGUAAAGUUGGAAACAAACACACGUGGCCUGAAUUUGAGAUCAUUGAAGAUCAAAGUGAAUGUAACAAAGACGUCUCUGAGGAUAAUGCCUUGGCUAAUUCCUUGAUCUUGAGGAAUAGGAGUGAUGACACUAUGAAUUCACUCAUGGAUAGUUUUCAGGGUGAUGAGGACAAAAGGAGUUGGGCCCAUUUCCAGGAACGCAUCGCCAAAGACCCUGAACAAGUGUUGAGAUAUUAUAGGAAUUCUAAUGCUAAGCCAAUAUGGCCCAUUUUAAGUGGUCGGCCAUCCAGAGAUGAUAUCCCUAAAUGCAUCUAUUGCGGUGGAUCCAUGUGUUGUGAAUUUCAGAUUUUGCCACAGCUGUUGUAUUAUUUUGGGGUGGAUAAUGAAGUGAACUCGUUGGAUUGGGCUUCGAUUGUCGUAUAUGCAUGUGAAGCCUCUUGUGAAGCAAGUUUGCCUUACAAGCAUGAAUAUGCUUGGGUUCAACUUUAUUCACCUUCUGCCAGCCCAGUAGUGUGAUUUUAGAGCUCUAAAUAAACAUAUUUUUUUCCAGCCUAGGUAGCUGGUAUGAGAUUUGAUUUUCUUCCUUUGGUUCAGCCAACAAUUUUGGAUUAUGACAGGUUUUGUGUAAUUUAUAUGCUUAUUUUAGCGUCUGCUGGAAGAAAUUUUGCCCCCUUAGCACAUAGUAUAUUGUUUGUUUGUUUUUUAAGUAGAGAACAAAUCUCAUGUAAUUUUGAUAGGAGAUUCCUGUACUUUCAUUUCACAACUCAUGUGGUUGAGAAACUGUCAGUUUUGUUUUGAAGCAUAUUUUGUUUGAUUACAUGGAAUUAUAUGCUUGAAUCA